AUGUCUAUCCCUAUGAACCGCCUGGGCGGCCGCGCCUUCAGCCACGCCGACAACGACGACGACGACACGGAGCGCGAGUACGAUCGCCUCCGCGACCUAGCCCGCGAGGAAGCCAACAAGCGCAACCAGGCCUUUGAGCGCUCCCAACAAGCCUACCAGUCCGGCGAUGGCGCGGCCGCCAAGGAGCUCUCCAACGAGGGCAAGCGUCACGCGCAAAAGAUGGAGGACUACAACCGCCAGGCGUCCGAGUUCAUCUUCCGGGAGAACAACGCCGCCGGUCGCAUCACGGGCAGCUGCGUCGACCUGCACGGGCAGUACGUCGAGGAGGCGGAGCGUAUCCUCGAGGAGCGCAUCCGCGCCGACAGGGCGCGGGGCCAGGAACACUUGCACGCCAUCGUCGGCAAGGGAAACCACUCGACGGGCCACGUGCAGAAGCUGAAGCCGAGGAUCGAGGCCAUUUGCCGCGAGAUGGGGCUCAAGUAUUCGACUGAGGAGAACGCGGGCCGGAUCUACAUCAACCUUCAAGGCGGCGACGCGACUAUGCCGCCGCCGCCUCACACUGGAGGUGGUGGACAGCAGCACCACGGAGGAGGCCAGCAGCAGCAUCACGGUGGUCAGACCCACGGGGGACAGCAGCAGCAACACCACGGCGGCCAGAACCAGCAGCAAGGCCAGGACGAGACUGGCGACUUGGUCGUCAAGAUUCUCAAGAAACUGGAGAAGGCUUGCUGUAUUGUCAUGUAA
Molecule: messenger RNA, 744 nt
Organism: Colletotrichum godetiae
Lineage: Eukaryota; Fungi; Ascomycota; Sordariomycetes; Glomerellales; Glomerellaceae
Exons: 3
Coding region: 1-744 (247 amino acids)
Source: RefSeq, a predicted model, not a curated record